Suillus subaureus is the source of this 774-nucleotide messenger RNA. RefSeq lists its product as uncharacterized. The coding region runs from base 1 to 774 and encodes 257 amino acids. The transcript has 2 exons. Lineage: Eukaryota; Fungi; Basidiomycota; Agaricomycetes; Boletales; Suillaceae. The record is from RefSeq and is a predicted model, not a curated record.
AUGAGCCUCUUGCCCUACGCUGUCCUGUUAUACAUUCCAUUUGUUUAUGCUUCACUACCAAGUCUCAAUGGUACUAGUACCCCUACACUCAAUGUCAGUGACUCUCCACCCAGCUGUGAUACCAGAAGCUUGUGGAACAUCAUCUGGAGCUGCGCUGCUACUCUAUUCGCAUGCACAUGGACCGCAGUUCACCCAAACAUCCCAGGUAUAGACGAGGGGAAAGUGACUGUUUUCUGUCGUCGCCUAUGCAUCAUGAUCAUGGCGCUGAUUGCCCCAGAACUCAUAAUCACCUGGGCUACGAGUCAGUUUCUAAGUGCUCAUUGGACUGUGACGCAGGGGUUUUUUACGUGGAUGGGUGGAUUCAUACUCUACUUCGAUGACAAGUCGCGAGCCACUCUUCGACCCGACGAACUUUUGCGUUUUGUUAGUGAGGGAUCCGUGGACGUACCUGUCAUCACAGAGGCAGACAUAGAAGAUCGAAGCAAGGGUGACGCGUUAUCCAAGGGCAUUGCCAUUCUUCAGCUGGCAUGGUUCGUCCUCCAGCUUGUCGCCCGUUACACUCAGAACCUUCCGAUAACACUGCUUGAAAUCGACACUCUGGCUGUAGCUGCCCUGACCUGCAUUACCUAUGGCUUUUGGUGGAAGAAGCCCAAGGAUGUGGGACGUCCUCAUGCUAUUUAUUGGAAAGCAACUGCAUCUCAGCCAGGAAGAUUAGCCUACGAGUAUGUCAUCAACAUUGCUGCCCGAAAUUGUUCUUAUUCGCCUGCAUUCUAG